GAAAACAGUGCGAAUUGAGGACAUACAUCCCUUUGAUGAAUCUGUGCUGAUACCAAGAUCUCAUGAUGAAACUUGUCAAGUUGGAAAUAACAAUCUUGUUGAGCCAAUUGUGCUAAUAGAUUCUGAAAGUAAAAGAUAUGAUGAUGGAGCAGCAAGAUAUAAAGAUAAUAUGAAAUAUAUCAUUAAUGAAGGACUUAGUAAAAAGGGAAUAGAUGCUGAAAAUAAACUUGAAGCAUUUAGCCAUUGUCAAGGUCCUGAUAUGGUAAUGAUGAUGUGUAUCUAA
This is a messenger RNA of Racocetra fulgida, 283 nucleotides long. NCBI's taxonomy places the organism in Eukaryota, Fungi, Glomeromycota, Glomeromycetes, Diversisporales, Gigasporaceae. The record is from the annotation of a GenBank genome assembly.